GAAAGAUCGUUAUCGGACGGAACGACCUGGGAGCGACUUUUGCAAAAGGGCGGCAGGUGCGACGUUUUCGACUUGAUGUGUCAAGCUCUAUUUGAGUUUCAUUGUUUGAGAUUUCAAUUAAUUUGAAAAGAUACGUUUAAUUUACUCAAUAUUUCACUUCUCGUAUCACAGCAUUCCUUGUCUUGCGAGAUGUUCGUCAUACAAGUCUGAAAAGCGACUGAAAUACCUAAUUCAUUGACCUAAUCAGUCAAAAGCCAUGGAUGAAAUUAUAGAAGUUAAUGACGAUGAAUUCGAUGAAUUGGAAAAGAUGUAUUGUGAUGUUAAAGGCAGCUCUCUUCAGGUUAAACCAACACCUGUUGCAAAACAACAAUCAAUUAAAAAAGAAGAAAUUAAUGAAGAAGAAAUGGAUAAAUUGCUACGAGAUGUAGAAUGGAAUGAAGAACCAGUUAAAACUACUCUUAAAAUGACUUCAACUCCAGAUCCUCAGCAAAAUCAUUUAGAUAUCCUGAGAAAACACUUUGGUCAUGCGAAGUUUAGACCAAUGCAAUGGGAGAUCAUAUACAACAUUAUAAAGUUGAAACGAGAUGGCUGUGUAAUUAUGGCAACAGGUUAUGGAAAAAGUUUAUGCUAUCAGUUCCCCCCAGUAUUUUGUAAUGGUACAUCUCUAGUUAUUACACCAUUAAUUUCUUUGAUGGAAGACCAGACACUAGCUUUGGAGGCAGCAAAUAUUCCUGCAUGUUAUCUAGGAGCAGGGCAAUCUGGACAGGGCAACAAAAUGGAUAAACUGGUGCAGGGUGAUUAUCGAGUAGUGUAUUUAACUCCUGAAUUUUGCACUGGAGACAUUGGAGCCAACCUCUUUGAUCGGCUUUUAGUAUCCAAAACAAUAACUUUAGUUGCCAUCGAUGAAGCUCAUUGUGUGAGCCAAUGGGGACAUGAUUUCAGACACAGCUACAGACGACUUGGGAAGAUUCGUGAUAAAUUAGGACAUUCUGUUCCAAUUUUGGCAUUAACAGCUACUGCUACACAACAGGUGCAAGAUGAUAUUUGUUCCUCAUUGAAACUAAGGAAUCCGUUUCGCAUAUGUUCUGGCUUUGAUCGACCUAAUUUAUAUCUUGCUGUUCAUCAAAAAGGACCAUCAAUUAUUAAUGAUUUGCGACGUCAUAUGAUAAGAGGCGAAAUGAACUUUGCAGGCCCUACAAUUGUCUACUGUCCAACAAAGAAAGCUACAGAGAAUGUAGCCAAAGCUUUGUCAGAUUAUGGUGUAAGUUGCCGUUAUUAUCAUGCAGAUUUGAAUGCAAAAUUACGUAAAGAAGUUCAUCAUAUGUUUGUCAGGGAUGAGAUACAAGUAAUUGUAGCAACAGUUGCAUUUGGAAUGGGAAUUGACAAACCAGAUGUGAGAUUGAUCAUCCAUUAUGGAGCUCCUAAAGACAUGGAAAGCUAUUAUCAAGAAGUUGGUCGUGCUGGAAGAGAUGGAUUACAGUCACAGUGUUAUAGCUAUUUUUCAGCUGCUGAUUUUAAUACUAAUCAAUACUUCCUUUCCAAUCUUACUGGAAAAGCUUACGAGCAUCGAAGAACAGCGAUGCUUAAAAUGGAACAGUAUUUGCAAUCCAGACAGUGUCGACGUCAGUUCUUAUUGUCUCAUUUUGAACCUGAUAGAUUGAAAGGUCCAGACACACCAGCAGAAAAUUGUUGUGACAAUUGUACAUUCAGGAGAGCUCAUGGUAAUAAAGAGCCUGAAGUAGAUGGCUUAAAUGAAGAUGGUACCUAUGAUUUUGGUGAAGAUGCAGAAUUACUGUUGUCUGCUGCGAAUUUUUUUGGAGGACGAUUUGGCAUAACGAUGAUCAUUACUUUUUUAUGUGGAGGCAAGAAUGCUAAAUUCCGAGAAUCUGAAAUGGAGAAUGAAGUGUUUGGGAAAGGAAAACACAAACCUAAAGAAUGGUGGAGAGGCUUAGGUCGCAUUCUUUUACAAGAAGGCUAUUUGCAAGAAGUUGCUUCAAAAUAUAAUGCCCCAGGAAAAUUUCCUAUGAAUACAAUAAGAGUUGGGAAGCGAGGUACAGACUUCUUGCGUAGGAUAGGUAAAGAAAAGAUAUCUGUCAAUUUGUAUCCUACUGAAGAUAUGAUAAGUAUAUUGAAAAAAAAGAAGAAAAUUCAGUUUACUUCAUCAUCCAGUUGGAAUGAACCUGUUAUUCUUCCUCUUUUCCCUACAUGUUCACAAUCUGCCAAUGACAAUAAGAAGGAGCAGCCAAAAAUGUCCAAAGAGGAAGAGGAAAAAGAAGGAAUGUUGUAUAGUGAACUGCUGAAGCUGAGAAAUGAUUUGGCAAAGCAACAUUCUUACAUGCCAUACAUGGUCGCUAAUAACAAAACUUUGCUUGAUGUGGCAUCUUUAAGACCUAGCAACAAAUCUGAACUUGCCCUGGUGGAAGGCUUCAAUGCAGCUAAAAUUGAAAAAUUUGGAGCAGCAAUGUUAGAAAGAGUUCGAGCAUUCUGCACUGAACAUGGACUUGCCAUGAAGAAGAUUCCAACUUCCCAGACUGAAACUGCUUCUGUUAAUCAAAGCAAACUUUCAGAGAACGAGCUGUCAGCAACUUAUUCUGCACUUCCAGAGACUGUAAGAGUUUCAUACGACCUCUUCCAGGUACAAGGAAGAUCUCUGGCAGCUGUUGCAUCAGAACGUUCUUAUCAGCCAUCCACUAUUGGAGGACAUUUGGCUGAAGCUGUUCGAGCUGGUCUCCCAUUGGAUAUGAAGAGAUUAGGAGUAACAGAUGAAGUUUGUGAAACAAUUGUGAGAGCCAUUCGUUCACCCCCCAUUAACUCAGAUAUUUCACGAUUGAAACCAAUAAAAGACAAUUGUCCAGAUCAUAUCAAUUAUGAACAAAUUAAAGUAACUCUUGCAAUGUUGGCACGUAAGUAUGGAAUGAAAGACAAUAUUGUGGAUUGGGGCACAUCAGGCACACCUGAUCUUGAUGCAUUCAGACAUGUACCUACCCAAAAGAAGACUCUGUCAACAACAACAACAACAACAACAACAACUUCUAACAUGAGUUCGCAGCUGUACACUUCAACUUCUGACAGUCAGUUUAAAGAGCAGAAGGCUGAGAAACGAAAAAUGGAUUUGAGUCAGUUUAUGCAGAAAAGAUUUAAAACUUUACAGGGAGAGGAUGGGCAAGAUGCUAUGAAUUCUCCAAAUAAUUCAGUAAAUUCAAUCAAGCAUGAUGUGUCUUCAACUCAGAAAAAAGAUGUGCGUGUCCAAAAUGUUCCUGAAGAUGAUAAGUCUGAAUUGUGGGGCGAUGAUGAUAUCUUCAAUUGUGUUGAUGUACCUAGUGAAACUAUUUUAGUACCUGACAAUAAGAAUCAAUCCUGUGUAAUAAAUGAUUUGCAGCGAAAACCUAAAGAUGUGCAACAAGAAAUGAAAAAGAAAAUGAAGUCUAGUAGCUUGUUUAGAAAGUAAACUGAAGUGUUUUGGCAUUGCAAUUAUCUUGACAGAUAAUUGUUGUAGUGGAUUGUGUUUGAAGCAGAAAUGAGAUGUGACUGUAGGCAAAUGUAGUGAAAAAUUGUAUAAAAAAAUAGACUUCAAGACCAUUUAGGUGAGGCUAGUGAAUGUGAUUUAUCUUAAUUGAUUCCUUCUUAUCAUGGUUUGUGAUCGUACUAUCAACAUGAUUAAUCGAAAAACUUCCAAGUGUAAUAGUACAAGUAGUAUUAAUGUUCAAAACGGUCUUGUUGAAUUUUAAUCACAAAUUUCUUGUCAUUUUUGUACCUUCUUGAGUACUUUCUGAUUUUGUAUUAAAAAUAUGUAACAACAUAAUAGAGAAAAAUGUGAAUUACUUAUGAUCAUACACUUACAUUUGUAUCAUGCACUUGAUUAAGAUUUUGCAUUUAAUGAUCUACAAGAACAUUUGUGAAUGAUUUUUAUAAUUGAGAUUGUUGAAUCUAGUGUUUUUGAUGCUCAUGUGUAACAUUUGCUUUUGAUAUGAUAUUAUUUGUUAAUUGAAGUUUUCAUUUAAUUUAUUAUGUAAUUUUUUUUUCCCUUGUAAAGUUGUGUGUAAUAGUUCUAUUACCUGUGGCGAGAAGAGUAAAAUAAUUUUAUUUUUCAAUGCAGAAAAUGUUUAUAUUUUUUAAUUUCCAACAUUGUUAUUAUAGUGUUCAAUUACAUUGAGGUGAUAGUUGUAUUUUUGGAACAUGAUUAAACUAGAGGUCC
Molecule: messenger RNA, 4195 nt
Organism: Gryllus bimaculatus (two-spotted cricket)
Lineage: Eukaryota; Metazoa; Arthropoda; Insecta; Orthoptera; Gryllidae
Source: the annotation of a GenBank genome assembly